AUGGGCCCCCCAGAAAAUCGGCGUAACCAGGCUGACCCCAAAAAUACAUGUCAAGUACCUAGGCACAGUACUGGACUGCAAGCUGGCAUGGAGACCCAAUGUAGUGGAAAGGGUGAAAAGGCCACUAUUGCGCUAUAUACAUCCAAGAAUAUGCUUAGCAGCACAUGGGGCCUGUCACCUGCUCUGAUGCACUGGAUCUACAUCUCGGUGGUGCGUCCGACUCUGCUGUAUGGAGCUUUAGUGUGGUGGCAAGCCACUGAAAAGACGACGUACACCGAGCUUAUGGAGAGAAUUCAGCGGCAGGCAUUGGUCUGCAUAAUGGGGGCGCUGAAGUCAACCCCAACUAAAGCUCUAGAAACGAUCCUCGGAGUCGACCCCAUAGACAUCCACGCACAACUGACUGCAGGAAAGGCAGCACAACGUCUAUUUGCUUCAGGUAACAUGACGGCGCAAAGCUUCGUGCAUAGUUCAAUCGGCAGAAGCAUGAUCAACAAAACGGACCAUAUGACCCCCAGAACGUGCCCGGAGCUUAAAACAAUCUCGGUUAUGGGCCCAGAUGACUGGAAAACGGGUCGGGACCAGACUCAACACCUCAAUAUAUACACGGACGGCUCCAAGAUGGAAGGAGGAGUAGGAGCGGGCUUAUACUGUACGGACCCUAAAAUAAGGCUGUCCUUUAAGCUACCCAAUGACUGCAGCAUAUUCCAGGCGGAAGUCUUCGCCAUAAGGAAAGCUGCUGAAGUGGCUCAAAAAUUUAAACCGACCACACGAUGUGGACAACUUGUUCGUGGACAGCCAAGCGGCGAUAAGAUCCAUGCAGUCGUCAACAUGCGGAUCUAUUGGGUUUCCAGUCACCAGGGCAUCGAUGGCAACGAGACAGCUGACAUUCUUGCGAAGGAGGGCGUUGAGCUAGCAGACGACAGAACGGAGAACGUGCCCGUUUCCAUCCGAACGCUCCAAAGCGCCCUGGAGAAACAGGCGGACACGCGAGCAAAAAGCAGGUGGAGGAAUACCAGGACCUGCCGAAUCUCAAGAACUAUGUGCAAAAAGCGCAACGACAAACACAGCCAGUAUGAAUUGCGUCUACCACGGAAAGACUGCAGACUGUUAGUGGGAAUCCUUACAGGCCGCGCAACCACGCAACCACACUCGGAAUACUCAACAGCCGCGCCUGCAGGAAAUGUGAUGAAUCGGGGGCUAUCGAAACCCUGGAACAUCUUAUCUGCAACUGCACGGCUCUCUCAAGAGCGAGAAGAAGAUACCUCGGUGCCCCAGUACUGGCAUCACUAG
Messenger RNA from Drosophila takahashii, 1290 nucleotides. RefSeq lists its product as uncharacterized. Gene Ontology annotation, molecular function: nucleic acid binding. NCBI's taxonomy places the organism in Eukaryota, Metazoa, Arthropoda, Insecta, Diptera, Drosophilidae. The record is from RefSeq and is a predicted model, not a curated record.